This is a messenger RNA of Fundulus heteroclitus (mummichog), 1317 nucleotides long. It is a transcript of the gene igfbp5a, whose product is annotated as insulin-like growth factor binding protein 5a. Gene Ontology annotation, biological process: regulation of insulin-like growth factor receptor signaling pathway. The transcript is spliced from 4 exons. The record is from RefSeq and is a predicted model, not a curated record. Gene Ontology annotation, cellular component: extracellular region. NCBI's taxonomy places the organism in Eukaryota, Metazoa, Chordata, Actinopteri, Cyprinodontiformes, Fundulidae. The coding region runs from base 348 to 1097 and encodes 249 amino acids. Gene Ontology annotation, molecular function: insulin-like growth factor I binding; fibronectin binding; insulin-like growth factor II binding.
AAGCCACAGAUUACACAUUCUGCUCACAGUCCGUGUGCGGGUGAAACGACCUGCAGAGAGAGCCGCAGAGAGUCAGUGGGCACCUCGGCUUUGGAGACGAGCGGCGCCGAGCAUCACUUUAAGAGGAGAUACUUCAGGGUCUGGAUAGUUUUAUAUUAAUCUGGGUCAUUGUGGGCUUCAUGCAUCGGAUGCACCUGUGGAUGCACCUUUCCCCCUGAUGUUUGGACUGAAACCUGCAACACCCAGGAGAUUCCUUGCAGCUCUCAGCCGAUAGUCCUUUCAGUUCACCAGCCUGCAUUUUUUUUUUUAAUAUAUAUAUAUUAUUAUUAUUAGAGGAAUAGCGCGAGAUGGUUCUGGGAGUUCUCUUCCUGGCGGUCUCUCUAUUCAGCAUCACCGGCGGCGGGGCGUCUUACGUGCCGUGCGAGCCGUGCGACUCCAAAGCCCUGUCCAUGUGUCCACCGGUGCCCGUGGGCUGCCAGCUGGUGAAGGAGCCCGGCUGCGGCUGCUGCAUGACGUGCGCGCUGGAGGAGGGCCAGCCGUGCGGCGUGUACACGGGGCCGUGCACGCGCGGACUCCGCUGCUUGCCCAAGAGCGGAGAGGAGAAGCCGCUCCACGCGCUCCUGCACGGUCGGGGCUUGUGCACGAACGAAAAGCUGUACAAGCAUCCACCAAAAGAGCCAGUUGAAACCAAGGUGCCCCUAUAUGGUGAUCACAUCAGCAGUCGGAAGGUGUAUGCUGUGAAGCAAGCCAAGGACCGCAAGAAGUAUAUAUCAAAGCUUGGAUUGACCAACCACCGUGAGCCCGUACCGCCUAGCCUGGAUAAAGUGGAGCCAGAAUUUGGGCCUUGCAAAAGAAAACUUGAUACUCUCAUUCAUAGCAUGAAGGACACUUCUCGGGUUUUGACUCUUUCUUUGUAUAUACCCAACUGUGACAAAAAAGGAUUCUUCAAGCGCAAGCAGUGUAAGCCAUCUCGUGGUCGGAAACGGGGCAUCUGCUGGUGCGUGGACCGAUUCGGCGAUAAAAUACCAGGUAUCAACUCCGCCCGUGGGGAACUGCAGUGCAAAGAUCUUGACAGCAUCAACAACAGCAACGAAUGAAAGCGAACCGCCUGCAUGCCCAUUUUUUUUCUUAAAACCUGCCAAACACAAGCCAGCACACUUUAUGACUGACAAUAAGGAGAAAAUGGCACAAACACUUUUAUUUUUUGGUGAUUGUGAUGGACUGUGUUGUCUGUUGUAAAGGGGAGGCAAACUUUAUCCUAUAUCGAAACGAGAAAUAUAAAUAGUUUCUGUUCAUAAAGGUAGCUAUUAUAUAUAU